AAAUAUAGCGGAAAUAAAUAAAUUUUCAUGUUGUUUUCCGUAUUGCUCAUGAAAGCAUAUCCGAAUCAAUUUUACUGUCACCGAGGUUGUCGAGACUUCAACGGCAAGUUUAAUGUUUUUUUAUUUUUUAAUCCUGACAUUCGAACGGUGGAUAGUCAGUCGCUGAAUGAUAUCACAUUCUUUAAACAUGAAGUCUUCAAAACUGUUAAAUUUAAUAAGAAUAUUAUCAGUGAUAACUGCUGUGAUUUUAGUUUCUGUAUUUAUUUGUAUCGCCGCUUCAAGAUCUAAAGUUCCGUGGGGUGAUAAAUUAAUUAAAAAGAUAACGGUCAAGCCUAAUAUAAUUGUCAUUAUCACUGAUGAUAUGGGGUGGAACGACGUAAGUUUUCACGGUUCAAAUCAAAUUCCCACGCCAAACAUCGACGCAUUGGCAUACAACGGUGUAAUAUUAAAAAACCACUAUGUCCUGCCAGUGUGUACGCCAUCAAGAACGGCAUUCUUUACCGGGCGUUAUCCGAUAAGAGACGGUAUGUAUGGAUAUCCUCUGAGAGCUGGAGAAGCGCGAGGUAUUCCAUUAAAUACAACUUUACUUCCUGAACAUCUCCAUCGUCUCGGAUACUCGACACAUAUGAUCGGUAAAUGGCAUUUAGGAUACCAGUCAAAUGAAUAUACACCAGCAAGACGCGGAUUUGAUACUUUUUACGGCUACUACAAUGGCUACAUUACAUACUUUAAUUAUACAAUAACAGAACGUGGCCAAGCAGGCUACGAUAUGCAUCGAGAUAAUGCUCAAGAAAUAAAAGCUGACUGGUCUCACACAAAUGAAUACGCAACUGAUGUAUUCACGGACGAAGCUAUCAGAAUCAUUGACAAACAUGACAGAAGUCAGCCUUUGUAUCUUCAUAUAUCUCAUCUGGCUCCACAUUCUUCUGACGCCGAGGAAACACUCGAGACACGUGAUUUUGCAGAAGUUAAUCGUACAUUCGCUUAUAUACGUGACCUUCAGCGGCGUAAAUAUGCUGGCAUGAUGACCGCGUUGGAUGAAUCAGUCGGACGAGUUGUUGCAGCCUUAAGCCAGAAUAAUAUGCUUGAAAAUUCAAUCGUUUUAUUUAUGACUGAUAAUGGUGCUCAGACCGUAGGAUUCCUUGAGAAUCAUGGAUCUAAUUAUCCAUUACGUGGGUUGAAAUUCACACUCUUCGAAGGAGGCGUCCACGGAGCAGCUUGUAUAUUUUCCCCAUUAAUAAAACAAAAGGCCCAAGUCAUCGAUGAUCUUUUCCACAUGACUGACUGGCUGCCUACUCUGUACAGCGCGGCUGGAGGUAAGACCGCUGACUUGGGAGUGAUCGAUGGCGUUAAUCAGUGGCCCACCAUCAGCCGAGCAAAAUUCGGUAGACGUAAUUCCUUGUUGGUUAAUAUUGACGAGGAAAAUCUUGAAGCAGCUAUCUUUGGACAGUACAAAUUACUCAAAGGAGCCGGUCGGUUGUACAACGGCUAUUACGGUGACAAUGUUGAUGAUAACGAUCCGUUAGCCCCGGCGUAUGAUGUAGAUGCAGUAAUAUCCUCACCCGCCAGCCAAGCUAUUGUAGAUACAACUGGUAUCAUUAUGACGGCGAAAAAAAUAUUACAAUUACGUUCCAAUAGUAUGAUUGUAUGUAAAUCAUUUAAUAAGUACGCCAACUGUUCAAGUCGUUGUCUAUUCGAUCUCCGGGUUGAUCCAUGCGAAACGACUGACAUUUCUGAGCAACAUCCUGAGAUGGUUCAAACACUCGAGCAUUACAUUGAUAGUUACCGAGGAGUAAUGCAAGAACAAAGCAAAAAUCCAGUGGAUCCAAGCUCUUAUCCUGGUAAUUUUGGCGGUGUAUGGAUGCCCUGGCUAAAUGAUCAUGAUCACCAAUUAUUAUCAUAUUAAUAUUAUUAAUUAUUAAUAAUUAAGUUUUGUAUUUAUAGAAUUAAUUUUAACUGUAAUAAGCAAUAAAUCUUACUUUUUUUAAA
Cotesia glomerata is the source of this 1989-nucleotide messenger RNA. RefSeq names its product arylsulfatase B-like. NCBI's taxonomy places the organism in Eukaryota, Metazoa, Arthropoda, Insecta, Hymenoptera, Braconidae. Bases 167 to 1906 code for a protein of 579 amino acids. The record is from RefSeq and is a predicted model, not a curated record. The transcript is spliced from 8 exons.